AGUUCCGGUUGCGUGGCGGAGGCGGUCUGUGUGACGCAGCAGCUGCUGGAGGCUCCGGGGUUGUCGGGCUGUUUUUAUUGUUCCUUUAACGCAUCGAAGAGAGAGAAAAACACAGACGAAGAGAGAGGAGAGAGAAGAGAGAGGAGAAAAGAGAAAGCAGAGAAACAGGCAGGGUUUUCCGAAGAAAGCUCUGCGUGUUCCCCGGAGCUGCGGCUGCUGAUUAGUAGUUAUAAAGCCGUGUACAGAGCCGCCGCUGCUGCCGCCGCUGCGCUUUAACGGAGGGCGAUGGCGUACGCGUACCUGUUUAAGUACAUCAUCAUCGGGGACACGGGUGUGGGGAAAUCAUGCCUAUUAUUACAGUUCACAGACAAACGCUUCCAGCCAGUGCACGAUCUCACUAUCGGUGUAGAAUUCGGAGCGCGGAUGAUCACUAUAGAUGGCAAACAGAUAAAGCUUCAGAUCUGGGAUACGGCUGGCCAGGAGUCCUUCCGCUCCAUCACCAGGUCUUACUACAGAGGAGCUGCCGGAGCCCUCCUCGUGUAUGAUAUCACAAGAAGGGACACCUUUAACCAUUUGACAACCUGGUUAGAAGAUGCUCGUCAACAUUCCAACUCCAACAUGGUCAUCAUGCUCAUCGGAAAUAAAAGUGAUUUGGAGUCGCGGAGAGAGGUGAAGAAGGAGGAGGGCGAGGCUUUUGCCAGGGAACAUGGCCUUAUCUUCAUGGAGACUUCAGCUAAGACGGCGUCGAACGUAGAAGAGGCAUUUAUCAACACAGCCAAGGAAAUUUAUGAAAAGAUCCAGGAGGGCGUCUUCGAUAUCAACAACGAGGCGAAUGGGAUCAAAAUCGGACCCCAGCAUGCUGCCACUAACUCGACGCUGACCGGCGGACAGGGAGGACAGCAGGCUGGAGGAGGCUGUUGCUGAGCUUUUGUCCUUUUAUCCUCCUCCUCCUCCCUCUUCCUCCACCACCCUCCCCGACUCCUUAUGUUUCUACUGGACUGGUCGCGCUCACUAACAUUUUCUUAACCCUCCCACAGCCCAGCCCUCCAAUUCAAAUCGUGUACUAGAUGGCUGUCCAAAAAAAGAAAAAAAAACACAAAAACAAAAAAAUAAUGACAAAAAAAAAAUGCUAAAGACCAGGUCCUUAAGUCCUGAGAAACUCCUGAAGCCUGCCGGGGGCUCCAGCAGACGUGAUUAUGGUUACUAGUUAGGCAGAAACCACCAGAGCUUUGGAACCCGUAUUCGUAAAUAUAUCCAUGUUUGUAUUUUGAUUAUUUUUGGUUUUGUUUUGUUUUUGUUUUUUUUUUCUCAGACAGUUGUGGAUUUUUGUGCCCUUUUGACUUCAAAGCUGAACUGUAUUAAACACUACAAAGUCAUCUCUAGUAUUUUAAUCGGUUAACGUGAGCGAGUUCUGUGCAAGACCGCGGUGAACUCCGAAGUCAAAAAUAAAGGCUGUGAUGAAAGGAGCGGCCGUUAUCAAAGUAAAGAAGAAGAAGAAGAAGAAGAAAAAAGCAGGACUGUUUUAAAUCUGUAUUUAUCAUUCACAUUCUGUAUAUAUAGUUAUCAUUUCUUGCUUUGAUGUAUGUUGAGCGAGCUAGAACCCUGUAUUGAAUUUGCUUAAAUUCUAUACUGUACGAAUAGAGCUUGAAAAUGCAACAGUAUUGCUACGUUUCCCAAAAAAACCCUGCUUCGACACCGUUUUAAGGAUUUUUACUUUGUUUCGUUUUAGUUUGGUCCUGCCAUCUGCCUUUGCCCUUCAUCUGUGUGCCCCCCUCACCCCUUCGUCCGUUCAGCUCUCGUGUAUAGAAACUUUGGCUCAAUAUUCUCUGUUUUAAUAAUGCCAAAUUUGUGUUUACCUGUGUUGUCACGACUUGAGGAAAAACAGAUCACCUGUCCUCCACCAAACUACGUCUGCUGCGUUUGCCUUAAAGAGUUUGGAACGGCAAAAGGGGUAACCGUCACAUUUACGUGGGAUUCGGUUAAAGGUUAAAAGAAAAAACAUGCAAUUUGUGUCAUUGAGACGUGCAUACAUAUUAAAAAAGGACCUUAGGUUCACUUACAGUAGCUAUAUAGCCCUCAAACGCAUACGCACACACACACACUCACACGUACAUAGCUAAACCUAUAUAUUCAUUGAAGCCGGAAUAUAUGUACGCAUAAACAUCUGUUUUUGUUUUCUCUUCAGAAUGAUGAUGAUUUUUUUCCUCCGACGCAGUCUGCUAUGUACUGUCAGUGCAGAUCCACAUUCAUUUUAGGUGUCUGAGUGGUUGUGUAAAGGCUUGCUUUCUCUGGCAGUGUGUUCUGUUAUGAUAGAUAUACGGUGAACAUCUUGUCCGUUGUGAAAGGGGUGUGGUAAAAGCCAAACUGAAGUAACUUUGUGACCCUCAACUUUAUUUGCUGUGUUCUCAAAAUGAAAUGCUAUCACAAUAAAAAAAAUAUAAUAAACUCAUCA
Messenger RNA from Pygocentrus nattereri (red-bellied piranha), 2452 nucleotides. It is a transcript of the gene rab2a, whose product is annotated as RAB2A, member RAS oncogene family. The record is from RefSeq and is a predicted model, not a curated record. The coding region runs from base 286 to 924 and encodes 212 amino acids. The transcript is spliced from 8 exons. Gene Ontology annotation, cellular component: Golgi apparatus. Gene Ontology annotation, molecular function: GTPase activity; GTP binding. Lineage: Eukaryota; Metazoa; Chordata; Actinopteri; Characiformes; Serrasalmidae.